AAUUGCAGUCCAUUUGGACGUUUUGGUAGGUGGACCACCAAUCCAGUGAGCCCAUGUUUAUGGGUAGUCGCAAAGUGGCAAGAAAGUGAGAGGCAGAGAGGUGAGGGCCAAUGGAUAUCAUCCCCUGCCCUCUAAACACACUAUGCGUAGGACUUCCUCGUACCCUAAGAAUUGGUUGGCAGCAACCCACCUUCCACCCUUCAUUCCUCCUCCAUUUCUCUCCUCCUCUCAAUAUCCUUAACAAUUUCUACCUUCAAAGCCCUAAAAAGCACAUUAGACCAGGAAGAAUCACCAUGGAUAUGUCCAUUCGUUCUUCAUCUUCACCCACUGUUACAGAUACACCACGUAGUGAAGGUUUAGAGGCAUCUCCUUCAGGCUUUGUUGGGGAAAAGGAUAUGCUAAUUGUUGGGCCAGGCGUUCUUGGUCGGAUUGUGGCAGAAAAAUGGAGACAGGAAAAUCCAGGUUGCAAAAUUUAUGGGCAGACAAUGACUUUGAAUCAUCAUGAAGAGUUACUCAAACUUGGGAUCCAUCCAUGUUUGAAGGGUUCACAAGUCUCUAGUCAGUUUCCUUAUGUUAUCUUUUGCGCACCACCUGGGCCAAAUGUUGACUACCCUGGUGAAGUAAGAUUGGCUACAUCAUACUGGAAUGGGAAAGGUGCAUUCUUAUUCACAUCGAGCUCGUCUCCUUAUGCUUGUGAUGACAAUGGAUUUUGCAAUGAGGACUCCCCGGUUGUGCCGAUUGGAAGGAGCCCUGGGACAGAUGUUCUUUUGAAAGCAGAAAGUGCUGUAUUGGAGGCUGGCGGAUGUGUUCUUAGAUUGGCUGGGCUUUAUAAAUCAGAUAGAGGUGCACACAUAUACUGGUUGAAGAAAGGCACGGUUGAGACUCGCCCGGAUUACGUGCUUAACCUAAUUCACUAUGAGGAUGCAGCAUCCCUCUCGGUUGCAAUUUUGAAGAAGAAGCUGAGGGGACGGAUCUUCUUGGGCUGCGACAGUCACCCUCUAUCUAGUCAAGAAUUAAUGGACUAUGUAAACAAAAGUGGGAAGUUCAGCAAAAAGUUCUUGGGUUUUGUUGGAACCGAUGGUCCUUUAGGCAAGAGGUUGGAUAACUCGAAGACUCGUGCUGAGCUCGGGUGGCAGCCAAAAUAUGAAAGCUUUGCAAAGUUCCUUGGACUGUCAGAAUAGGCAUGGCGUCAUGAAUGAUUAGGGAGUUGGUAUUGAGUACUGCAGCCGUGUUGUGUGGUUUGCCAAACCCUAUGGAAAAUAGCCACCUUACGCACUUGGAAAUAUUUCAAGCCUUAAAUAUUUAAGAAUGACGUCGGUGGUCCCUAUCAACUCUUUCUUCCAUAUUUACAUUGGAUGUUAGUUUUGCUAAUAUUCUGUGUUAGCAAACAAAACACACACACAUUCUUUCUCUCUUUCUUAAACAUGGGGAUUUGCUGCUGCCCUGAGGAGGAGGAGCCUAAUGUUAUGGGGUUUAUGGUUGUGGUGGUGAUUGCGUUGGUGCUGAUGGCAAUCUGCUGGCCGCCUCCUCGACGAUAUGUUGUUGUUGCCUGCCGUUCUCUUUGAUCCUUCGUUUUUACAGGUUUGUCAAAUAAUUUGCUACAAUGAAUGAUGAUUUCUAUAGAUAAUUGUAGCAACAAAGCCUUCGAUCUGAAUAAAUUUUGUAGCUGAUUGGUGGCAUCGAGAUGAAUGAUUGUAGUUUCAAGGGAUGUCAUCUCUAUGUCUCUGUUACUUCUUUGGGAAUGUUUCUCGGGAAUAAAUGGUAAAUGAUCGUGAUUUACAUCAACUUA
Amborella trichopoda is the source of this 1789-nucleotide messenger RNA. NCBI's taxonomy places the organism in Eukaryota, Viridiplantae, Streptophyta, Magnoliopsida, Amborellales, Amborellaceae. The record is from RefSeq and is a predicted model, not a curated record.